Messenger RNA from Saccharomyces mikatae IFO 1815, 1431 nucleotides. It is a transcript of the gene APM1, whose product is annotated as Apm1p. Gene Ontology annotation, biological process: vesicle-mediated transport; intracellular protein transport. The transcript has a single exon. NCBI's taxonomy places the organism in Eukaryota, Fungi, Ascomycota, Saccharomycetes, Saccharomycetales, Saccharomycetaceae. Bases 1 to 1431 code for a protein of 476 amino acids. Gene Ontology annotation, cellular component: clathrin adaptor complex; clathrin-coated vesicle. Gene Ontology annotation, molecular function: clathrin-cargo adaptor activity. The record is from RefSeq and is a predicted model, not a curated record.
AUGGCUUCUGCGGUAUAUUUUUGCGACCAUAAUGGGAAACCACUCUUAUCAAGAAGAUAUAGAGAUGAUGUACCACUUUCCGCAAUUGAUAAAUUCUCUACAUUACUGUCGGAUUUAGAGGAGCAAUCAAAUCUGAUUCCUCCAUGUUUAAAUCACAAUGGGCUCGAGUAUCUAUUCAUCCAACAUAACGAUUUAUACUUGGUGGCAAUUGUUACCUCGCUUACUGCCAAUGCGGCUGCCAUUUUUACUUUUUUGCACAAGCUAGUAGAGGUACUGAGUGACUAUUUAAAAACUGUUGAAGAAGAAUCUAUAAGAGAUAAUUUCGUUAUAAUAUACGAACUGUUGGAUGAAGUGAUGGAUUACGGUAUACCACAAAUUACCGAAACUAAGAUGCUAAAGCAAUACAUAACACAGAAGUCCUUCAAACUAGUAAAAUCCGCUAAAAAAAAGAGAAAUGCUACUCGACCACCUGUCGCAUUAACAAAUUCAGUUAGUUGGAGGCCCGAAGGUAUUACUCAUAAGAAAAACGAGGCUUUUCUGGAUAUUGUUGAAUCUAUUAAUAUGCUAAUGACUCAAAAGGGUCAAGUUCUAAGGUCAGAAAUUAUUGGCGAUGUCAAAGUUAAUUCAAAAUUAUCCGGUAUGCCUGAUCUAAAGUUGGGCAUUAACGACAAGGGUAUUUUCUCCAAGUAUUUGGAUAAUGAUUCUAAUAUACCAUCUGCAGUCAGCGCGGCAACGUCCGAUAAUAAUACAGAUACCGAUAAGAAACCAUCCAUAACAUCGUCUUCGACCACAAGCAAGAGGAAGGUCAAUAUAGAAUUAGAAGAUUUGAAGUUUCAUCAGUGCGUUCGAUUAAGUAAAUUCGAAAACGAAAAAAUUAUAACGUUUAUACCACCGGAUGGGAAGUUCGAUUUAAUGAAUUACAGGCUAUCUACCACAAUAAAACCAUUAAUUUGGUGCGAUGUAAACGUGCAAGUUCAUUCGAAUUCUAGAAUUGAAAUCCAUUGUAAGGCGAAGGCCCAAAUUAAAAGAAAAUCUACUGCAACUAAUGUGGAAAUAUUGAUACCGGUUCCGGAUGAUGCCGAUACGCCGACUUUCAAAUACUCACAUGGGUCCUUAAAGUAUGUUCCUGAAAAAAGUGCAAUUUUAUGGAAAUUAAGAAGUUUCCCUGGAGGUAAAGAGUACUCAAUGUCAGCAGAGUUAGGGCUACCUUCAAUAUCAACUAGCAAGGAUGGCAGUAGAACAAUACCAAAAAGUAACGCAAAACUCUUAAAGGGGCCUGUUCAAAUUAAGUUCCAGAUUCCUUACUUUACCACUUCGGGUAUUCAAGUACGUUACCUAAAGAUUAAUGAACCAAAACUACAGUAUAAGAGUUACCCAUGGGUAAGAUAUAUCACGCAGAGUGGUGAUGAUUAUACGAUAAGGCUAACAUAA